Messenger RNA from Lytechinus pictus (painted urchin), 2112 nucleotides. Its product is annotated as CD151 antigen-like. The transcript has 8 exons. The record is from RefSeq and is a predicted model, not a curated record. NCBI's taxonomy places the organism in Eukaryota, Metazoa, Echinodermata, Echinoidea, Temnopleuroida, Toxopneustidae. Bases 1136 to 1942 code for a protein of 268 amino acids. Gene Ontology annotation, cellular component: plasma membrane.
ACUGUACAAUAGUAUACAAGUUAUGUAUACACCUAGAUGUAGUUGCAUGAAUUGAACUUGAGCUAUGCUACACCCAAAUGACUGUAAAGUAAUAAACUUGAAGUUUCUGCCCAUCAAAUGUCCUGAUUGGUGCUGAACUUUAAGGUCCGGAAGGGCUAUUCUGUUGUGGAUUUAUUUGGAUUUGAUAAUGUGAUAUUUUGUUGCUGAGUUAUCCAGGAAGAAUAGAGUUUUAUGGUGGUUUAUAGUGAACAGCAGAAGUAGAGGGAAAUUACCAUCCAGUGCCCACUGUGGAACGAAAUAAAGGAGUAUAACAACAUUUAGUUUAUUGCGUCCGAUCAGGAGAACGACAGACAGACAGAAAAAUUGAAUUCAAGUUAUGAGAUCUGAUGUUUUGAUAGACAGAACAACUAACUGAUUAAAGUAAAGAAAAAGUGGAAAUUACUAGAUGAACACAGAUCUUCUGUCAAUUAAAAGGAAACAACUAUCUAAUCUUAAUAAAUGAAUUUCUUAUUAUUUAUAAAAUCGAUUGAUUAAAAGAUAAAGGAGAAGUUGUGAUUGAAGGAACGAUCAAAGAAAGAUUGUUUGAAGGAAGGAUCAGGGAAUGCAUUGUAAUUUGGAUUUGUUGUGAUUGAGGGAACAAUUGACAAAGUAACCCACAUCAGAUAUAGAAAGGAGAUACAACAGUAAUAAAAUAAUACUGAUAUCAUUUGAUGAGGAAUAAUUAAACCCCACAGAAGGAAGGAGGAAGGAAGAACAUCAAUGUGAAUUUUCUUGUGAUUGAAAGGAUAUAUAGUUUAAUUAAACAUCAGGUCGAGAAAGGAUAUACAUUGUAAGAUAGUUUCUGCCACUUGUCUGGUGAUAGAGGGAACGCCUGACUCACAGAUUGACUGAUAGGAAAGGAAGAACCAACUAAAAGAAGACAAGACAAGGGAUUUCAGGGAAUUUCUGACUUUGGACUUUUGAAAGAGGGAACAAGUGACUCACGGAUUGACAGAUAGUAGAAAAGAAAAGAGACAAGUCAGUGAAGGAUUUCAGAGAGCCUCUGGGCUGGUCCUGUGAUAAAGUGAACGAGAAACUUAUUGAUUGACAGAAGGAAGGAACAACCGCCACCAUAGCUCCAAAGGAGAGACUCGUGAUGGAGAUCGAAGAAGAUCCUCCGACUCCAAAACCACCGUUAUCAGAGAAUGGACAGUGCUAUCGGGUCGUUCUCUACUGUCUGAAUGUCUUUUUUGUGUUCACAGGUGUCGCGAUGGUAGCGAUCGGAGUAUGGGUGCAGCUAGACCCCAUCAAUGAGCAGGUCGCGCUUCUCCUCGGCAACGACCUAUUCAAGAUGGCGGGCAAGGCCAUUGUCCUUGGUGGAAUCAUGAUCCUCAUAGUAUCUCUCCUGGGAUGUGUCGGAGCUCGUUUGGAGAACAAGUGCCUUUUGAAAAUGUAUUUCUACUUCCUUCUGCUAGUGUUUGUGGUGGAGUUUUCUGGAGGCAUUUUGGGGCUGGCAUUCUUAGCAAGCGCUGAAACGGAGCAGAACUUGACGUGGUCGCUGAGAGAUAAUUACGGAGCAGAAGGUGGGGAGGAAUACACAGAGGCAUAUGAUUUUAUACAGAAAAGGUUUCGGUGCUGUGGUAUAACCGGAGAUGUCGUAGCAGCAGUGAUUGAGUAUCGAAUGACGGCAUUCUGGCUGAACCAAUCACCGUUAAAACCCCGCAACGUGGUGCCGUUAAGCUGUUGUCGAGAGGGCGUUGACCCCAUCAUCUGCCGGUUGGAGAGGCCCCAGAAUCUGUAUAGACUCUACUUACAUGAUGUGGGGUGCCUCACAGCUACAGAGAAUCGUGUCACAGAGUAUGGAGGUGUCGUUGGAGGUGUAGCGAUUUGUAUAUCUGUUUUACAUUUGGCUGGCAUGGUAUUUACAUUCUGUCUGUACAGGGAAGUCCCAAGAAGCAGAUAAGAGAUAAUCAAGUAUGGAUAAGACAAGACCUUCUUUCAUGAAACCUUUCAUAAAUGAAGACUUUAGGAGAUGACUGGCUCAGAAAUCUUCAAAGUAACAGAGCAAGGGGUUGUUACGCAAAGCUGUUCGUAAGUUAAAGGUCAAGUCCACCCCAGAAAAAUGCUAAUUUG